Messenger RNA from Oncorhynchus gorbuscha (pink salmon), 4068 nucleotides. Its product is annotated as SIN3-HDAC complex-associated factor-like. Gene Ontology annotation, biological process: negative regulation of cell migration. The record is from RefSeq and is a predicted model, not a curated record. Lineage: Eukaryota; Metazoa; Chordata; Actinopteri; Salmoniformes; Salmonidae. The coding region runs from base 135 to 917 and encodes 260 amino acids. The transcript has 6 exons.
CACAGUCCCAGACACAGCCAGCGAGACGUCAACAACAGAGAGCUGGUUGCUGGUGAAUUGUGAGAGUAAUUACAUUGUAACGACUCGUGUUCAAGGUUAUUACUUUGUAUCAACUACGUUCGAUUUGCAUCAAGAUGUUUGGCUUUCACAAGCCGAAGAUGUACCGGAGUUUAGACGGCUGUUGCAUCUGCCGCGCCAAGUCCUCCAGCUCGCGCUUCACGGAUAGCAAGCGGUACGAGAAGGACUUCACGAGCUGUUUCGGAUUGUGUGAAACUCGGUCUGGUGAAAUCUGCAAUGCCUGUGUACUCCUUGUGAAACGAUGGAAGAAACUCCCAGUGGGGUCUAAGAAAAGCUGGAAUCAUGUGGUUGAUGCUCGAGGAGGCCCCAGCCUGAAGAUGUCUUCCAGGCCAAAGAAGCUGAAGUCCCUCUCCAAGAGAGCCAGGCCAAGAGAGAUCAGCCGACUGCAGAAAGAGCUGAAGAGAAACAACUCUGAUGCCCACAGCACCACGUCCAGUGCCUCGCCGGCCCAGUCUCCCAGCUACAGCAACCCCUCAGACGAGGGCACUGACACAGAACUCUCCCCUGGCUCCAGCCGUUCCCCUGUCUUCUCCUUCCUGGACCUCACUUACUGGAAGAGGCAGCGGGUGUGUUGUGGGAUCAUCUACAAGGGCCGGUUUGGGGAGGUGCUCAUCGACCCCCACCUCUUCAAGCCCUGCUGCCGCAAGAAACAACAACGGCAGCGGAAGGAGCUGGAGGAGGAGGAGGAGGAAGGGUACGAGGAAGAAGAGGUGGAGGUGGUAGAAGUGACGGAGGAGGAAGAGGAGGUGAAGAGGUCAAACAGCCAGAAGAGCUUAGAGACUCCUCAGCUACAGGUCACCAUGACAACACCUCAGACCGUUGAGGAGGGAGACUGGUGACGCUGCACCACAGUGUGUGCAUCUUUGAGGAAGCCUUGGGAGUGCUUCUGGUUUACAAGCGCUUAUAAAAAUGAGUUAGGUCUGAUUUCCUUCAGUCAACGAGCAGCUGAAACCCAUUUUGACUCUUUUUUUUUCAGUAAUUUUGUUUGUUAGUUUGGUAACUUGUGGACUGACUAAACCAUCAGGUCUUAUACUUGGUAUUCUCCUUGUCCUGGGUUCAUGUUCGUUAGGCCGGGCAUGCAACGGAAAAUUAGCUUUUCUUAUUGGGCAAGUCAUGUAGUACCUACAUGUUGCAAAUUUUCGAACACCUUUCUUGGUGUGUUUUUCUCCUUGACAUGAAAUGCUGUAGCUCUGACUGAUCACCAGCAUACCUUUUACAGGUUACAGUCGUACAGUAGCACUUGUAUUAUACUGAAACACAUUUGCAUUUCUACCAUUUUUUAAAUUGAUUCUUUAUAUGGGCCUGUAUAUAUUUAUAUAUCGGCCUCGGUUGAGAAAGGCCUAUUCACAGCACCAACAGUCAAUACACCACCAACAGCCAAUACACCAGCCUUAAUUUAGUGAGUGAAGGCAGCGCCAGUGUUUAGUCAGUGUUGGUACUAAGGGAUGAUAUUAAAGGGACAUUUCAAAAAGGUUCAACUUGACAUUUAUUAUCUCCAGCAUCACCCCAACAUCAACAUAUUUAAAAACGGCAGGUGUCUAUGUUUUGUAGUCUAAAGGACGCACACCAUCUGGAUUCCGGAUGAAAAACGUUUGACAUCGUGAAUCUUUUUAGAAACAAUUAUGAGCAGGCAAAGGUUAGGAAACUAACUACCUGAUCAUGUCAAAAGUGUUUCUGGAUUAAAUCAGAAACACUUAUCGUCCUCUAUCUUUAUAACUACACAACAUUGAAGUGUGAUUUUUUUCUCUUCACAUUUGUUGAGGUGGCGCUGGAGACGAUGAAUAUGAUGUUGAAAAUUGUGAAAUGUCCCUUUUGAGACAUAAUAGUUAGUGCAAGUUUGAGUUUUCUCCUGCUUAUUAUAUGUUAAUGGAGGCCUUAGGCUUUCAAAAUGAAGAGAAGCAACACAUUAGUGAGUUUUGCAUGAAUGCCGACGAAAAUAACCCCUCUCAUCCAAAAUAUCUGUAGAUCAGAUGCAUAAGUCUAAUAAGCUAUUGCAUGGCCUUAAAAGCAUAACUACAAUUUUUGUGGAAGUCUUUUUCGUAUUUUCCAGACAUAAUGCCCCGAAGCCACAAAGUAUUGUUUUAUUUAAAAGGGGGAACAAAUUCGCAAAAUUGUCUCAUCUGCUGUAUUAUACACCAGCAAAUACAAACGUGACCAGUUCAGAUCAUGACCUAUUCCUUCUAGAGUUCUAGAGCGUGGUAAACUUUUAUACUAGAGUUUUUCUUACUGUCAGUAAGGGGACAGGAUGAUGUAAUUAACACACACACACGUUUUGUUCUUCUAUCCUCGUGGGGACCUAACAUUUAUUUCCAUUCCAAAUCCAAUCCUUAACCCUUACCGUAACCCUAAACCUAACCACUAACCCCUUACCAUACAUAACUCUAAUUGUAACCCUAAACCUAACCCCUGAAUUUAAAAUAGCCUUUGUCUUCAUGGGGAUGUGGGAAAUGUCCCCACGAUGGAGAAUUUCCAUUCAUUUACUAUCCUUUUGGGGGUUUUCAAUCCCCACAAGUAUAGAAGAACCAACUCACACAUACAUACAUACAUACACGCACACACACACACACACACACACACACACACACACACACACACACACACACACACACACACACACACACACACACACACACACACACACACACACACACACACACACACACACACACACACACACACACACACACACACACACACACACACACACACAGUGUAUCUACUGCAACAACCUAGACCUACAAUGUAAUGUAUACCAUUUAGCAGACACUAUUAUCCAAAACAACUUAGUAAUGCAUGCAUACAUUUCAUGAAUGGGUGGCCUCAGAAAUCAAACCCUCUAAGUGUUCUCUCUCCACAUGAGCACAACAUUCUAAAUCUGCACCCCUGUUGUCAAUAAGUGUAUUGUUUUUUUGAUUGUUUUGAGGAAACGGUUUGCGUAUUAGUGUUUUUGUUUUUGUUUUUUUGCAGGACUUCCACAUAAUUUAAACCACAUUGCCUCUUGUGGUGCUGCAGGUGUUUCAGAUUUAAAUGGAUGGCCUACUUGUGAUACAUACAGUAUAUCAAUGCUAUUGAUCUUUAUUUAACCAUUUUAUACUUUUGAGGACUUGUUAUGUUCUGAACUUAGGAUUCCUCAUUCCUUGGUUAGUUAAGCAACCACGAUAUACUAGCAUACAUCAAACAACCAAAGCACAAUUAAAUUCAUUCAAUUUGAAAUGCAAAACUGAUCAUUUCAAUGUAUUUUGUAGGCUAUUAGUGGCAUUAAAAGGACACAAAUCUGUUUGUUUUAAUGAGCCAUAACAUAGGGAGGAUUGUAUGUAUGUGUACAUAUUUAAAUGGAGGGUGACGGCUUUGUAGUUCAGUUUUUGUUAUUUAUUUCAUAUUUAUUUGUAUUACAGCAUUUUCCCCAUAUUACUGUGUUCUGGUUUCUCACUGUAAUAACUUAAUGAUGUUACAUUCAAAGUUUGGUAGUUCUGUCAUAUGAUUAGCUUUAAUGUAGCUCUUAAACGAGCAGUGUUCUAGUCAGAAAUUCACAAUUUAUAACAGUAUUUGUGAAAUAUUGGGAUCAAUACUUGUCUUUUUUUUAAAAAUGUAUCUACAUUAACGUGUAGUAUUUUAUUAUGUUAUAAACAAACAUUUGAUUGGACCUGUACCUCCGUAUCAGGUAUCCAGCCUGUUGAAAUAUGAAUUUAAUUAGAUGUAUAUUAAUAAAACUUUAAUUUUCUCUCAUCUUUUCCCUGUGAUGUUGCAUAUGACCUGAAUAUAAUUUAAGUCGACUUAGCUUUACAUUUGUCAUUUAGGAGACGCUCUUCACCAGAGCAAUUUACAAUUGUGCAUUUCUUAAAAUAGCUUUAGUGCUUUAGCGCUACAUGCAUGUAUUGUUGCUAUGCACUUGCAUUUAUUUACCAAGUUUGCUCUAGACAUUUUGUAUUUUUAUACAUGAUGAUGUACUUUUUUUUUUUUACUAGUCUUUCAAUAAAAGUAAUUUUGUGA